Nerophis lumbriciformis (worm pipefish) is the source of this 177-nucleotide messenger RNA. NCBI's taxonomy places the organism in Eukaryota, Metazoa, Chordata, Actinopteri, Syngnathiformes, Syngnathidae. The record is from RefSeq and is a predicted model, not a curated record.
AUGGUCAACAUUGCAACAUUCGCCCGCGACCACUGGAUGAACUUGCUGGUCCCCAUGGGAUUUGUGAUCGGAUGGUACCUGGACAAACAGCAAGACCAGAAGCUGACUGCGUUCAGGAACAAAAGUGCUCUAUACAGAAGGGAGCUGAAGCCUGGCGAGGAGGUGACUUGGAAGUAG